AUGAGAGAAAAUGAGGAUAUUGAUGACUAUUUUCGUAAUUUUGAGAUGACUGCUAGAGCUCAAUUAUUCCCGCAGGAAGAGUGGUUGGGUAGUUUAGUACCCAGGCUAAGUGAGAAGGCUAAGUAAAUAUAUUUAGAAAUUGUUAGUCCAGACGCUCAAAUUUACGAUAAAAGUAAGACGACUAUUUUGAAUGCAUAUCAGCUUAACGUAGAUCAUUACCGAUAUCGAUUUCGCCAUUCAGAAAACAUGCUGGCGAAGAUUUUGGUCAGUGGGCUCACAGAACUCGCAGAUAUUUAAAUCGGUGGAUGACUGUAGCUAAUACUAAUAACGAUCCAGACAAGAUAUUUGAAUAAUUUGUUAUAGAAAGUUUGCUAGAUGGGGUAAGCCCAGAGUUGCAAGUUUGGCUCAAGGAGAAAAAGCCUGAAAAGGCUGAGGAAUUAGGAACUUUAGCAAAUGAAUAUGUUCAAAGCAGAAAAGGCCCUUUAAUUGAUGGUAAAUAUGUAGAAGCAGGGAAAAGAGUAGAUACCGUAUUUAAGCGCAUACCUGCGAAUGUAAAACAAAUAAGAGAUCAACAUAUAAACGAAAUAAACCCAAAAUUUAAGCAAACGCGAGAUAAAAGUAAUUAUAAGUCGAAUGUUAAGUGUUCUAAUUGUCAGGAGAAGGGUCAUUAUGCGCAUGAGUGCCGUGCUAAAAAGAAAUCUCAAAAUGGAGCAUGCUUAGGGUGGGCUUCUUUGUGCACCACCCUUGGGAGUUGUUUGGAUGGAAAUUUGAAUGGGGAAAAAGUACAAAUGAUUAUAGAUUCCGGUUGUUCAAGAACACUAGUGCAUGAAAAAUUUGUGAAUCGAAAUUAUUAUACUGGUGAAAGCAUUAUGAUUGUAACUGCGAAUGGUGAAAGAGUCGAAGUCCCGUUAGCUUGGGUGACUAUACAAAGCAAGCAAGGUAUAUAUAGGGAAUUAAUAGGGGUUAUGAAAAAUCUCCCAGUUGAGUGCUUGCUUGGGCGUUCAUCAUAUGGCAAAUCUUUAGUGAAGGAAAACUUAAUCGAUCAUUGGGAACAAGCUCUAAAUUCAAAGUCGGAACCUAAGGCAUUAUAUAAUAGUGCAAAUAAUUCAGCCUAUAUGGUUACUCGUAGACAAGCUGCGCUCAUAGAAGCUCAAAAUAGGUUGGAUAAGUUGACAGAUAAACAUAAUGAGUUAGCUAUUAAGACUCUUAGUCGUCAAGAAGUAAGUAAUAAGGAACUUCUCGAGGAUAUAGAGCUGGGUGAUUUGUUUCAUGAUAAUAAUAAUAAACCCGAUGGUAAAGAAGCCGAAGUAGUAGAAAAAUUUAGUGAUGCGUCUCCUCACCAUUUUGUUGCGAAAUUACCAACGAAUAUUUUAGAUCGUAAUCGUUCACAAUUGAUAAAAGAUAAAAAAGCAGAUGUUACAUUAC
Molecule: messenger RNA, 1425 nt
Organism: Paramuricea clavata
Lineage: Eukaryota; Metazoa; Cnidaria; Anthozoa; Malacalcyonacea; Plexauridae
Source: the annotation of a GenBank genome assembly